Molecule: messenger RNA, 4878 nt
Organism: Scylla paramamosain (green mud crab)
Lineage: Eukaryota; Metazoa; Arthropoda; Malacostraca; Decapoda; Portunidae
Product: nascent polypeptide-associated complex subunit alpha, muscle-specific form-like
Exons: 4
Coding region: 232-4878 (1548 amino acids)
Biological process (GO): chemotaxis; neuronal signal transduction
Cellular component (GO): nuclear membrane; rough endoplasmic reticulum membrane
Molecular function (GO): microtubule binding
Source: RefSeq, a predicted model, not a curated record
GGUGGUGGCGGACGCCGCUCUGCCUCACCUGACGUCAAAAUAUGCAAUAGUGUGUGUAGUAUUAACCCCUGGGCUUAGAAACAGUGUGUAAAUAGUGUGCAAAUCUAGUCUUGCAUGGGAACUAACUCGCUGCAUGGGCCGGUGAAGCGCGUGGUGAUAAUUUUUAACUCAGGAAGUGUCAUAUCUCUCAGCAACGGAUGUUUUGUGUGAUUAAAGGCCCACGGUUGUGUCAUGGCCGCGACGCAAGGAUAUAUAAGUGGGCAGGAAAUCCCACUAGACGAUCUGCCCUCAUGGAAAAGAGAACUGAUACUUCGAAAAAGAGCUAAUGCAAGAAUCCACGGAGCAGUGGGCCUGCCUGCUCCCACACCGAUGGCUGGUCGGGGACGAGGCUCGCUGAGUGGCCCAACAUCGUCUACAUCAUCCCAACUGAGUGGCCCGCAGGAGGCUCCAUGCUCGCUGAGUGGCGCGGGUCCCCCCUACCCCCGCUCCAACACCACAACGGCAGUCAGUACUCGUGGUGUGGGUGUGCGGGGAGCUGUGCGUGCCGAGGAUGCGUGGAAAGACCGAAAGUAUGCUGUAACAAGUGAUCCUCCAGCCACCACUGUCCAUACUACCAUGCACCACAAGGGCCUGCACGACGAGGGCCCGCGGGUCACCUCACCUGCGUAUUCCUCCGUCAGUGACUCUUAUGCCGCCGAGGACGAGGAGUUGCGGUAUGGCCCCGGUAUCGUGUCCAAGCUUAAGAACCGGUACAUGAGCCUUGCCAUGAGGGAGAGUCGCUCUAGACCCUCCCUUCGUAAGUUCAGCUCUUUGGAGGACCUGCUGGACAGCGAACCACGGGGCCCGGUGGCCGCUAAGCCCCGUACUGCCCCGGACUCUGCCCCGGCGCAUCGGCGGGAGGUGAUGCGGCGGGCGCGUUCCGUGGACUCCCUCAGCAGCAGGCUGGCCGAGGAUUCAAGGCGUAUUCGGGCGCCUGCCAUGGCCAAGAGUAAAUCUGCCUCAAGUCACCUCCAGUCUAGUCUGAAUCCUCUCGGAAAGGAAGACGUUAUCAUCAUUGAGACAAGCAGGAGUCCCGUCGCUCGGGAACCCCAGGCAGUCAACGGCGCGGCCCAUCGCGCCAUGGAGCCGUCUCGCUCCCGCCAGCGUCAACUGUCCUCCUCCACCAUGGGAGAGGAGGAGGACCUGCCGCCCCCAGACACUGUGCGUCACGCCAAGAGAAUAUUCGAGUCCUCGGGCGGCAGACCUCCGCGGGGCACAGCGGCCCGGAUUGCUGCCCACAAGGCGGCUCAGUCCUCCAAGUCUAACGGCGUGGCCCCGGCCUCCAAGCCCGCCCUCAAGGCCAAGCCCGCCGUGGUGCCGCCCCGCAAAGUGACGCCCCCCUCUGGCCCCACCCAUCCCGUCACUAUAGAGGAAGCGAAGGUUUCUCUGAAGAAGGUCACGCAGGUGGUGCGGCCCACCCCCCGAUCAACACUGAGUGUGAGGGCCACAGCCCCGAGUGGUGAGGGCACGGCUGGCGGUGUUAGUAGGCAGGAGGCUGCGGCCAAGGAGAGGGUGCCCCUCGGCCUGACGCCCGUCACCGCCUCAGUCACAGCUCCUGUGGUGAACGGUGACCCCGCGCCCAGGCAAGCACGGGGCGAAAGUUGCAGUGCGGGCGAGGUGGAAGAAGGGGUGAGGAGGAUAUCCAGCGCCGCUGUCUCAAAUAUCAGGAGUGAGAGUCAUUCUCAGGAAUUUAACUUUACUGACCGCUCUGUGAGCUCCCCAGUAGCCCCCAAGCCAGCCUCUCCAACCCCCUCUCCGCUGCCAGCCUCCCCGAUAGCCUCCCACAGGGUGCCCUCACAUCCCCCACUGAGUAGCAAAGUUGAGAGGGUUGAUGAAAGUGAUCGUGUCCACCUAGAAAACCUGAAGAACGUGGAAAAGUCUCGGUCGCCGCCCGUGGAUGUUCAUACCAGCCCUGUUCUCCCUUCCAAGGUGGAGUCGCCUCCACAGCCCUCACUUAACGUUGUCAAGCAGGGCAAAGUGGAGUCUGGCGUCCCAGACCCCAGAGGGGAGGGGAAGGUCUCUCCAAAGCAAGGUUUCACUAGGAAAGUGGAACCCAAAUCCGAGGUGCGAUCGGUGGGGGAGUCGGAGCCCGCCAAGCCCAGCCCGCCCCCCGCCGAGGAACUGGUGAGGGGGGUCGUGGGCAGAGGCGGGCUAGUCGAGGCUUUCAAUAAAACGCCAGCUGGAGGCAGCCCGGGCGUCCUCGCCCCUACUAAGCCAUCGCCCAAGCGUUGGCACCAGCAGGAAAAUACCACGCUAGUGUUUAACUUCACCAGCAGCAAAAAGGAAACGCCGGACUACAUCGAGAAUGACGGCAUUGACUUGUCCCGGAGACGACCAGAGCUGGACUCUGGCUACGUCAUCAUGCCGGGCUGGGACGGCCGCAUGGACUCCAGCACCGACGGCGACGACCUGGACGACGGCCUGGACUACCUCGACAGCCGGCCAGGUGUUCCCCCCGCACCUUCAGGCAUUGUGUUUGAGGGCGAGGCGGUCAUUAUCAAUGGGAGGAGCAACCUGCAGCGGCAACCCAGGACUCGGAAGCUCAAAAUCUCCUUCGACGACACGUUAACCUCCACGUAUGAGUACCCGAGUGAGAACUAUCUGCUGGAGGAGGCCGGCUUGCUGCCCGCCGAGACCACCGAGGGACCCUCCGCCUCCCAAGGAAGGGGCAGAAGUGGCACCCCGCGUCCAAUGGUGUCAGGCACUUGCAGCGUCACCAUACAAGUGGGGGAGGGUAGUAGGACUAGCUCUGCUUCACACCAUAAAUCCUCAAUUGAACUACUUUCUCAGCCUUCACAUAGUCCUCAACCCUCAGAUGCAUUUUCAUUCCCUUCCUUAGGUUUGCUUACAUCUGCCUAUCAAGACCACAGAGCUCUUCCCUCAAGUAGUUGGGAAGACAAUAAUGCUGAGGUAGUAUGGGCUAGUAGGAACAUAGUAAAAGGCCCCAGAGAUAGUUUUGGCAAAGUUGGAUCCAUAAAGUUUGGCAAGAAAGGUAAAAAGCUUUUGUCUGAUCCUGUUGUUGAGAUAAGUAGCAGUAAGGAAAAUAUAACCAAGUUUACUGCUUCACACACCCCACCACCACCCAAACCUGAUGCUCCUCAGUUGACACCAGUCAUGACACCCAUGCUAAAUGCUAUAAAUUCAACACCAUCACCUAAACCAGUUGCUCGUCACUCAACACCACAGUCUGAGCCAGGUACCCCAGGCCCAACACCAGUACCCAAGUUCAUUGCCACACAGUCAACAUUACCACCAUGCCCAGCACCAGUGUUUAAAAGCUCAGACAAGACAUCACCUAACUCAGAUGUUCCAGAUUCACUGCCACCACCAAGGCCAGCUCCUCCAAACUCAGCACCAAACCACAAGCCAAAUCCCCCACACACAAAAUCAUCAUCCAAGGCAAACACCUCUUUAUCACCACCACCCAAGCCGGCUCCACCACACAACACACCACCACCCAAGCCGGCUCCACCACACUCCACACCACCACCCAAGCCGGCUCCACCACACUCCACACCACCACCCAAGCCAGCUCCACCACACUCCACACCACCACCCAAGCCACAGUCAAGACCACAACUCAAGUCAGAUGGUCCACAGCCAUUAUCACCAGCCAAGCCCAGUGCACCUUUCUCACCUCACUUAGCAUCAAAACCAAAAGCAAAUUCACCACACUCAAAGCCACAACAGAAGGCAGACACCACAGAACCACAACAGAAGGAAAGCCUCCCUCACUCAACACCACCACCAUCCACUGCAGACAACUCACACUCAACACUGCACCCGAAGCCGAAGAAUAGACGCUCAAAAAGAAAAGGAAACAAAGAUGCUUCACAUCCAACACAAGCACCUAAGAAUAAAACGCCUAAAACACCACACUCAACACCAGCACCAUCCAACUUGGAUGUUCAACACUCAUUUCCAACACCCACACCAAGGAGUGCACCCUCCACCCCAACUCCUAAGCCUAGGACUCAAAUACCACAAAAUACAGUGACAAGUCACAGUGUUAAGGCAGCCAGGCACCUUGAAACUUCUCAAGGACAUGGAGCUGAAAGUGAUCAACCUGCGCCUCAGGUUUCCAUGACACAGAAAACGUUUUCUCAAACUUCAGAAUCAAAUGGUAAAAUUGACACAAAAUCAAAUUAUAGAGUAAGUAAAGUAUCAUCACCUCAGACUCAUCUAAAUAAGAACAAGGUAGUAGAUCAUGGCAAAGAAGUAAAAAAUUUUACUUCUGACUCCCAAUCAGUUGUACAGUUUCAGAAAAUGAAGGUAGAAAAAGAUAACCAGGAAGGCCACAAGCAAAUGUCUCAUGAUGUUGGUUCAGCAAGCAGCAGAAAUCCUCUCCACUUGGAACUGGUCAGCAAAUUCACAACUUCAUCCAGCUCUGACAAAAAGAUUUCUUGCCUCCGAAAGGUCAAAACUAAAGAGCCCAGGAGUGUUAAGGAAAUGUUUUCUGAUUAUAGUUUUGACAAACACCAAAGCAGAACACAUGAUGAAUUGCAGUACAGUACUAAAUCUAACCAGACAGUUAGGUCUGCAGAAAACCUGGAAGUGACUACUAAACCACUUAUAAGUCUUUCGGAACCAAUAACGAAGAAAGCUGCAGAGACAAUGCAUAAUUCUGAAAUAUAUGAUUUUACCGGCAAAAAAACACCUGCCACUCCUCUGGUGUCACAAACUAGGGACAGAUCAAACAAACCCAUCAUGGCCCAUCACCAGUCUCUCAGAGUGUCAAAAACUGGUUCAAGUACAGAAAAUGCCACCAGUGAUUCUUUCACUCGUGGCAUUGCAGCACGGAAAUCACUCAGCACAUUGGAGUGUGUGGUGCAGCUGUGA